Molecule: messenger RNA, 5985 nt
Organism: Psylliodes chrysocephalus
Lineage: Eukaryota; Metazoa; Arthropoda; Insecta; Coleoptera; Chrysomelidae
Source: the annotation of a GenBank genome assembly
CUGACGUCUGACGUUCAUGUCAUCCACUCAUCAAAUGUGACGUACAAAAUGUCGAAUGCAGUUUGUUGAUUUACUUUUAUUUUACCAAUUAAAUUCUUAGAUUGUUCAAUUUUAAUAUUAAUUUUAUACAAAAUAGGUCAAAUAAAGAUGAGCAAUCACCACAAUGGCGGCAGAACUGGUGAAACCGAACAGAUGGCACAAUCGCAAUGCCUAAAAGUGUUCAUCCAAAGAGACUACAGCGAAGGAACGUUGGUAAAAUUCCAAAAUCGGUUCCCACAAGAACUCGAGGGCAGGCUGGAACGGCAAGCCUUCGAAACCACUGUAAAUAGACUGAAUUCUUAUUUUGCUGAAGCUGAAAAAGCAACUUGUUCCACUUAUUGCGAAGGAUGUCUCGCCUGCUUGACGGCUUAUUUAAUUUAUAUUUGCAAGGAAACACAUUAUGAAAGGUGUUUGAAAAAAGUGUCUAAAUACAUAGCAGAGCAAAAUGAACGAGUAUACGAACCAAGAGGAUUAAAACUGACGGAUCCCAGUAUGAGAGGGUUGCGGGUGUUAGAAAUCAGCUGUCUGGAUAGGCCACCAAAUGCAUGACUUACGUUGUCUCACUCCACGCAGGAGUUUUUUAUGUGAAACUCUUAUUACUCCAUAUAUCGGACAGCAUUUGCAUGAUGGCUAAUACAUUGUGACAUUCUUCUAAUGCCAAACAUAUAUGGCUCAAGACUGUUUUAUAAUAUAUAUUUGUAAUUAUCUUUACAAAAAAAAAACCACGUACGGCCUUCUAUCCGGCGAACGUUGAACGUUUUCUGGUGCAACACACGAGGGCGAUUUCAAAAGUUCUCAGCUUAAAUUGAAUUCGUUAAUACUUUUAAUCAGGGGGUAACUAUUGUUAGAUUAAUUAUAUAUAGACGUUUUAAGAUAAUGUAACAUUUGUUUUUAUUAUUUAAAUGGUUUAAUUUAUUUUAUAACUCUAUUAGUACUAAAUAUAGCAUUAAUUUAUGUCUCUUUUACUGAUAUUCUAAUUUAUAUUGACCAUAUUUACUAUAUCAGUGUGAUAUCUUAACCAAAACUGAAGUCUAUACAGGGUGUUUUUUCAAUAUUGCGAAAAAAUUCAGAGGCGUGUCCCUUGGACGAAAUGAAGUAAAGAAGUUCCUAUGAACAUAUGUCCUACGCCUCUUAGAUUUUGAACUACAGGGUGGUAAAGUUAUAAGAAAAAAAACUUAUUUUUUGCGAUACAUUUAAUACCCCUGUAGAUAUUUUUCUGAAAAUUGGUACGCAGUUUGUAUGCAUCCAAAGCCAUUUUCCGAUACACAAUUUAAACUUUUACUUUCGCCGUUGGCGUUCAUGCGGGAUUUGAACUGAAUAUUUCUUAUAAAAACGGUACGCCACUGGUUUUUCUUGUAAUAAAAAAACAUUUUUGAAUUCUUUCUUUUAUAGCAUAUCUGGUCUCUUGGUCUUUUUUCGCUUGAUGCAUGGUUUUCGCAUAAAAAAUAAAAACCAUUUUCCUGCAAUGCCCUAUCGUUAAAAUUUAAAUUUUUAAUUUAAUAGUAUUUACUGUAUUGCAAUUGAAGAUCCUUGAGUUUGGGAGAAGCAUUUUUUGUGAAGUUACCUUUUUCCGGUAAAAAAUUGAAACAUGCCUGUCUGAUAAACAUUAAAAAUAACGUUACCACCCAGUAGUUCAAAAUCUAAGAGGCGUUGGACAUAUGUUCAUAGGAACUUUUUUGCUUCAUUUCGUCCAAGGAACACGCCUCUGAAUUUUUUCGCAAUAUUAAAAAAACACCCUGUAUGACGUUCUAGAAUAUUCCAGACUUUUUUGGCUAACAAUCGGCACCUCCACCAGAAUUGUUGUUUCGUUAUCAUUCAUCGAUGGGUCCAAUACAUUCUAGAGUGAUAAUUCAUUUCGACUGGCGGUGACCAUGGGCGUAUCAUGAGGGUUUCGGAGGUUGACUUAGUUAAUUGAAUAUUCUUGGUAACGGAAAAAAUGGAUGUCCCUAAAGGCUCAAAUAAGGCAGAGAUGGGCUUUUUUGAGAAAACUUGAUCAGCAGGAUGGGUUAUAUAUUAUAAACUGACAACCGCAGGAGUUGGUUUAUAAAUGAAAGGGAUUAUAGCAGGAUCGGACUAGUGGAAAAUGGUUUUCAUGACAGUACUGUAUUUUUUGGAUAUUCCCAAAGGGCUAUUGAGCAAAGUCUUUACUUAUUUACAAUUAUACAGGGUGUUUCCGAACUUGGCGUCCAAAUUUGUAGGGGCGGUAGUUGGCAUAAUUUGAGAGCGAUUAGCAGAUUUCAUUUUUCAAAAAAAAUUAUAAUUAACAAAAUAGAGCCAUUAUAAAAAAAUCAAAGAGCGGGUCCUAUCCUGAUCGCGUAGCGCAACAGUCGCAUGAUCGGUUACUCAUCGGGAUUUACAACUCAAGAACAGAUGCGACUUGCAAUUUUGUCGAUUUAAAGCGGAGUCGAGGCGAACCCGUCGCUGUGCAGGACCGUACCUGUUUAAAAUUUUUAAUUAAUUAUUAAUUAUUUUUAUUUGAAAUAUUUUGGAAAAAUGAAAUCUGCGAAUCGGUCUCAAAUUAUGCGAACUACCACCCCUACUAAUUUGGGCGCCAAGUUCGGAAACACCCUGUAUAUGUAUAAAACAUUCGAUAAUAAAGAAUGUACAUUUAAUAAACCUGGUAUACUCGCGAAAACUUCGGAUGAGUUUAUUUCUGCUAAAAUUUAAGUUGGAAUCUUGAAUUUUUGGAGUAUGAGACUGAAUAAAGGAAUAUAAUUCCACAUACUUUUUUCAUCGCACUACCCUAUUUGUCAUUCUAAGCUACCGUUACGGCAACAUUUUCAAUGACGCCCUGUAUGUAUUACGAAGGAUUAUGAAAGAGCACACUCUUGAGUACAUCCAUAAUUUUAAAGUUAGGUUACUUUUUGAUAUACAAGGUGUUUUCAAAGUUGAGUCAUUUAUUUUAACAGCUUGUAGAACUCGUCAAAAGAAGUCGAUAUGCCAAAAAUCACCUAAAUAAAAGUUGCAUAAUAAGGGAGUUAUAGGUUUUUUAAAAUUAAAAACAUUUUUUAUCGGUAAAAUGUAUUCCAUUUUUACAAAAAUUGUUCAAAAUUGUCAGCAUUUGUCCGAUUAUUGUAUAGUCUUGCUCGGCAUACCCACGACUCCUGACAGGCCUCAAAAAUAAAAUCCGGAUGUCUGCGAAUAACAUCACAAGCAUUUACAAUGCGGCCUUGAAGUUCUUCCACAGUAUUUACUUCUCCAUCAUGAUACACAGGGCCGCCGAGAGCCAGGCCGGGCCCCAGGACAAUUCUCUAGAUCGGGCCCUGUGAUAAAAAAAAGCUCUUCAAACAAAAACUUUUCCUCUUCUACUUGAAAUACUUUUUCUAAAAAAAAGGUCCUCAACUAAAAACUACCAAAAACUUUUUCUCCCCUACUUGAAUUACUUUUUCUAAAAAAAAAAGUCUUCAAGCGCAAAAACUUUUCCUCUGCUUGCAUUAAACUUCCCCUCUCGUCUUGUGUCGAAUUUCUCAUACAGAACAAAAAAUCCAGUUGUCUUGCCCCCCUUAUACCGCUGCCGGGCCCCCAUUUGAGUCCGGGCCCCGGGAAUUAGUCCCGGCUACCCCCCCUCUAGUCGGCCCUGAUGAUACACCAACUGUUUUAAAUAACCCCACAGAAAAAAUCACAAGGCGUUAGGUCCGGAGAGCGUGCAGGCCAAGAAACGGGUCCAUUCCUCCCUCCCUAUCCAUCUAUUCGGAAACUGUUCAUUCAAAUAUGCACGAACUCUUCUGAAAUGCGGUGGAGCUCCGUCAUGUAGAAACCACAUAUCCUGCCUAACAUUCAGUGGAACAUCUUCUAAAAAUUCGGGCGGAUGGUGUCGAAGAAAAUCUAAAUAAAUGUCACCGGUUAGCCGAGGUGGAAAAAAGUAUGGUCCAAUAAGCAUACCAUUUACUACACCAGCCCAAACAUUUAAUGAAAAUCUAUGUUGGAAAUUAGAUCUUCUUACGGCAUGCUGAUUUUCUACUGCCCAAACAUGAUUGUUGUGAAAAUUGAAUAUCUCAUUUCGUGUAAAUGUGGAUUCGUCUGUAGCUAAAAUUAUUUUCGUAAAAUCUUCAUUUCUGUUCAACUGUUGUAAAAACCACUGGCAAAAUUCAACUCUUCUAGAAUGAUCUUCAGGUUGUAAUGCAUGUACCCGUUGAUAAUGAUAAGGAUAAUAUUGUUCCUGCCGUAUUGUUUUCCACACUUUACUAUGGGAAACAUCGACUUUAGUUGCUAUGGCUCUGGUACUUAUUGUUGGGUAAUUUUCCACAAUUUCCAAAAUAUUUUCCUUAAUUUCUACCAUUUCAGGUGGAGCAGGUCUUCCAGCGUGACCCCGUCGUUGUUCUUUCAAGUAUCCUGUCUCACGAAGUCGAAUAACUAAAUUUACAAACAUCCGUGGAGCCGGAUGAUUUCUUAAUGGAAACCUUUCCGCGUAAAGGCGACAUGCUGCGGCUGCAUUUUGUUGGCACUCUCCGUAUGUUAGUAUUAUGUCCACUAGUUCAUUGUUUCCAUAAACGUGGGCCAUUUUUCCGUACAAAAUAUCAAAAAAAUUAAAGUGAUACGAACUAAACGCUUGAUACCAGUAACUAAUCGAAAAACCGUAAAACAAAAAAAAUAGCUAUACCUAGAUAAGUAAAAUUGUCGUAGUAACCAAACAACGAUAAGUUUUUACUUGGCAGUGGUCAGGAAUAUUAAAAUAUGCGGAUAAACAGUUUGUAUUUGUUUUAGUUUUAAAAUUUUGAAAUUCCUUUUUAUUUCUUUUAAUAUGCAACUUUUAUUUAGGGGAUUUUUGGUAUAUCGACUUCUUUUGACGAGUUCUACAAGCUGUUAAAAUAAAUGACUCAACUUUAAAAACAUCCUGUAUUCUAAUUUAAAAUGUUUAGAGAAUAUUUUAUACAAUCAGGUGUGAGGACUCUCUGGACUUACAUAACUUUUUCAUUACGUCACUAGUUUUUUUAUGCGUCACUACUGCAUACGCGUAAUUACGUCACUUGUCACCAAUGAGACAGUUUACAGCAAUGAAGACAGAUGGCGCGGGUGCUUGACAGACGUUCCCUUCACGUGGACGAUGCAUUUUACAACAAUGUUAGGUUAAGAGAAUUUUUCAAAUCGCCCUCGUACAAUGAUUCGGUCCAGAAAUGAAUCUCGGGCUCGGUGGAAUGAUUGGAACAUCAGCGUAUUUUAUGAAUUUUUUUUACAGCACGCCUUUCAAUGUUUUUACGUAUUAUUUUUCACGGAAGACAUUUUUCUUAUUUAUUACUUUAUCAGAUGUUUGAAAUUUUAAAUUUGUGUGUAUGAGGUGUUUGCAUAUUUUGAGUAGUCAUUAUGUUUGUUAAAGUUUCGAAUAUCUCGGAUGUUUCUAACAUAAAAACAAGAAUGUUAUGAUUUAUUUUUACAGAUAUAUGCAUCAUACGCUAUUAAACAGUGUAGAUUUUCAAAAGGUAAAAAUAAAAUCAUUCAUUUCGGUCCAAAUAGUCUGUGUUCCAUUAGGUAUGAUUCACCCUAUAUAAUAAUAUUCUACUCAACUUUAUUUAAUACUCUUUAUACCUAUUUCUAACUGUAUUUGAGAUUUAAAUUGUUUUACCUUGACCUUGUUGAUGGAUUUUUACUUUUUUUACUAAUUCGGUAGCAAAAACUAUCAAAACAACAUAUAAUCUAAUGAAUACAACCUCUUGAAAUUAUUUUUUAUAAUAAAAAAACUGUUAGAGAUAGAUAUUGGGAAAUAAUAACGAAAAUUGAGCCGAAUGCAGAUUCAUAAAUGAAAAAAAUCCCACUAAUUUUUAUUUUCAUUCAAGAAAUUGUUUACAAUUUCUCUUAUCGUAGGUAUAUUAAGUACUCUAAAUAUGUGUAAUAACUUAUAAAACAAGCAAAAAUGUGUUAAACCUAAAGAGUGUAUUUAUAGUAAUCUUAAAAUAAUUUUGUUAUCCAAACAUUACUACAUGUUUUCUUUAAAUCAAUUUUCUCGCAGUG